This is a messenger RNA of Mucor velutinosus, 2490 nucleotides long. RefSeq lists its product as uncharacterized. Lineage: Eukaryota; Fungi; Mucoromycota; Mucoromycetes; Mucorales; Mucoraceae. The transcript has 2 exons. The coding region runs from base 1 to 2490 and encodes 829 amino acids. The record is from RefSeq and is a predicted model, not a curated record.
AUGAAAUUUGGACAAGAAUUGCAAGAGAAUAUAUACGAACCUUGGCGUCUGGAAUACAUUGCUUACGACGACAUCAAAUUAGACAUCAAAGAGAGGCAACAAGACCAUGCAUGGAAUGAUUCUGAUGAAAAGGACUUUGAGACAGCCUUGCGUUUAGAAGCAGACAAGGUUGAUUUCUUUAUCAACAGAAAGCAGAGAGAAAUUGAGUCUCGCUUGGCCUAUUGCGAGAGAACAUUGACUCAACAAAGCAAGAACAUAUCACCAACAGUUGCCAGAAGUUUGUAUGAUUCAACAGACGACGCCUUGACUGAAAUCUUGAUGGAUUUGAAUGAUCUCUCCAAAUUCACUCGUUACAACUUUUUGGCUCUGCAAAAGCUCAUCAAAAAGCAUGACAAAUAUACAAACUACAAUGCUCAGCCAUUAUUUGUGGACAUCAUUCGCUCGAAAUCAUUGGAUAGACAGAGAUUUGAUGUGGCUCUUGUUAAAAUCUCAACCCUACAUGAUCUUUGUCAGCUACAUGGUGAGGCAAGAUCUGGUAAUGCUGCUGCUGGUUUGGACCAAAACGCUUUUGAACGUGCAACUGCUAAAUAUUGGAUUCACCCUGACAAUGUGACGGAACUGAAAGCCAUCCUGCUAUUCCACCUGCCUGUGCUUGUGUUCAACGCUGACAAGCCCAUUGAACCUGAGGAUAGUGCCAUCUCGAGUGUUUAUUUUGACAACCCUGACUUUGAUCUCUAUCAAGGCCGUCUUCAACGAGAUGAAUCUGCUGAAGCUAUCCGUUUUCGCUGGUAUGGUCCAAUGGAGUCGAAUAGUAUCUUUAUUGAACGCAAAACACAUCAUGCUCCUUGGUUGGAUGGCGCUUCCGUCAAAGAUAGAUUUCGCUUGGAUGCUGACAAAGUCGAUGCGUAUGUUGCUGGUACAUACACUGCUGAUCAAUAUGCACAAGAACUUAGGGACAAAGGCACUCCGGAAGAUGUGGUCAAGGCCAACUACUUUAUUGCUUCUGGUGUUCAAAAAUCCAUCACAGAGAAGCAUUUAGAACCUGUUAUGCGAGUGUUCUACAAUCGCACUGCUUUCCAGAUUCCUGGCGAUCAACGUCUUCGUAUUUCCCUGGAUACAGACCUCACUUUUGUGCGUGAAGACGGCAUGGAUGAAAGAAGAAAAGGUGCCUGGCGUCGGCCCGAUAUGGGCAUAGAUUAUCCGUUCAACAACUUGAACCCUGCCGAGGUUUACAAAUUCCCUUAUGCAGUACUUGAAACUAAAUUACAAACCCAUCUCGGCCAAGAACCUCCUCAAUGGCUUACCCGCUUAUUAGAGUCUCAAUUAGUCUAUGAGGUUCCCCGCUUUUCAAAGUUCCUGCAAGGUGCUGCCUUCUUCUGGAACCCACGUUUACCUCUUUUACCUUGGUGGCUAAAUCAAUUGGAGUUGGACAUUCGUAAUGCCAAGCAGCCCACUGGCAAUUUCACUGGUCUCUCGAGAUCCAAGAGUCUAAAGCCCUUGAUUGAUGGUAAAUACCGCAUGGGUUAUCUCGAAUCACAACUUGAACGCUCUUCUACUCUGAAACGUGCUCCAAGUACCAACAAAAAGCCUGCUGCCGCUUUGGUGCGUGGCAUGUCGACGCGAUCCACCAAAAUGCCCCGUAGCAGCGAAACCACUCCCUUGGGCGGCAGUAUGCCAUUAACACGUGCGUCUACUACUGGCAAUACACCCUCACCGUCGUCUGAAUCACCUGUCAUGGGCAAGAGAGGCAGCAAUCCAUUCGAUGAUCCUAUUUGGUCUCAACACGACAUCUCGUACGACAACAUUACGUUGGGUGCUCGUGGCUCGUAUGCUGGAUCCGGAUCCAUGUCCCGUAACCGACCCGACAGUCGUCGCCAUGAUUACCUCGAUACCUCUUCCACUGAAUUCCUGAUGAGUGGAAAACAAACGCCACGUUCCUCCUAUGUACAAAAUGAAAAGCACAUGUCAACUGAUAAAUUAGGUGAAGAAGCCCGGCUCAAUGCUUACUUUGAUGAAGAUAUCAGUGCUUUAGAAGAAGGUAAUUCUGGUGAAGAGAUGACUGAAAAAAAGAAAAAGAAGAAGAAGAACAAGAAGGACAAGGAAGAUGAUGGUGCUCGUAUUGAACCCAAAGUGUUCUUUGCUAGUGAACGUACAUUUAUUCAUUGGCUUCAUUUUGCUGCUAUCAUUUUAACUGCUGCUUUAACCUUGUUAAAUUUCGGUGAUAAUGUCAACAGAAUUGUCGGUGGUGUGUUCUUUGGUAUUUCUCUGAUAUUCGCUCUAUAUGCUUUUGGUUUCUACAGAUGGCGUGCAUAUCGUAUCACCAACAUGCCACAUUUACGUUUCGAUGAUAUCUAUGGUCCUGUAUUUUUAUGUAUUUUAUUGAUUGGCGCCUUAGUGCUCAACUUUGCUUUAAGAUUCAAUAGUCCACCCACAAACACUGGCUACUUGGGUAUCAAUAGCACAGACUCUUCCUCUAAUAAUGGUCUCUAA